GCUAGCUAAUGACUCAGGCUUUUUUGUGUUGUUGAUGUUUCUUUUACACGGCUUCUUUUUCACACCCCCUAUAGCUUGCAUGUGGUUUCCAAAUAGAAACCAAAAAUAGCAUUUUUUUUUUUGUUUGUUUCCACACAUUCUGUACUUAGUUUCGAAAACGUUGUGGAACAUUAUGCCAGGUGUUUUUCUCACGCUGUGUGUUUUGGUUUUGCAUGGUUUAUCUGGUGUUGAUUCAGAGAAAGUGUCAGUGAUGGAGGGAGAUUCAGUCACGCUACACACUGGCAUCAAAACAAAUCAAACAGACAGAAUGAAUUGGUUUUUUAAUGACAAUCGUAUCGCUCAGAUCAGCGGAGAUCAGAGUAAGAUCUGUGCAGAUGCUGUGUGUCCUGAGAGAUUCAGAGACAGAUUGAAGCUGGAUCAUGUGACUGGAUCUCUGACCAUCACAAACAUCACAAACACAGACUCUGGACUCUAUAGACUUGAUAUCAACAGCCACAACAAUGGAAAGACCUUCAGUGUUUCUGUUCAUGAUGCUCCUGCCGCUGAUCGAGAAGAAAUAAAGACAGUGAAGGAGGGAGAAUCUGUCACUUUAGAUCCUGGAGUCAUGAACAACACAAAUUGUUUGUACACGUUUCUUUUUAAUGACGUCCUCAUCGCUGAAAUCAGUGAAGAACCCAAUAAGACCUGCACAGAUGUUCAGUGUGAUAAAGGUAAUGAGAGAUUCAGAGACAGACUGAAGGUUAAUCAGACUGGAUCUCUGAUCAUCACAAACACCAGAACCACAGACUCUGGAGAAUAUAAACUACAGAUCAUCAUCAUCAGCAGCAGCUUCAGUAUCAGGAGGAGCAGGAGUUUCAGUCUUACUGUCACUGGUUCAGGUCCGUCUCUAGCUGUUGUAGCAGGAAUAUGUGCUGCUGUAGUUAUUCUGCUCGUGGCUGCAGCUGCUGGUGUAAUGUAUCUUGAGCAAAAGAAAGGUGAGUAA
Messenger RNA from Carassius auratus (goldfish), 982 nucleotides. RefSeq lists its product as uncharacterized. The record is from RefSeq and is a predicted model, not a curated record. The transcript is spliced from 4 exons. Bases 173 to 982 code for a protein of 269 amino acids. Lineage: Eukaryota; Metazoa; Chordata; Actinopteri; Cypriniformes; Cyprinidae.